AGAGGGGAGCCAGGAUGCUGGGCGUGCAGGGGGGAGUGAAUGCCCCUGGCACCAUCUGUUUCCCGGGCAGCUCUGUGGUGAUGGAUGUAUUCCAGAAGGUGGAGAAGAUCGGAGAGGGCACCUAUGGAGUGGUGUAUAAGGCUAAGAACAAGGAGACAGGGCAGCUGGUGGCCCUCAAGAAGAUAAGACUGGAUUUGGAGACUGAAGGUGUCCCAAGCACCGCCAUCAGAGAAAUCUCACUGCUCAAAGAACUAACACACCCCAACAUCGUCAGGCUGCUGGACGUGGUGCAUAAUGAAAAGAAACUUUACCUGGUGUUUGAGUUCCUCAGCCAGGACCUGAAGAAAUACAUGGACUCCACCCCUGCCUCCGAGCUCCCCCUGCACUUAGUUAAGAGCUACCUCUUCCAGCUGCUGCAGGGGGUGAAUUUCUGCCACUCGCAUCGGGUCAUCCACCGCGACCUGAAGCCUCAGAAUCUGCUCAUUAAUGAGCUGGGAGCUAUCAAGCUGGCAGACUUUGGGCUGGCUAGAGCUUUCGGGGUGCCUUUGCGUACCUACACCCAUGAGGUGGUGACACUGUGGUAUCGAGCCCCCGAGAUCCUCUUGGGCAGCAAGUUCUAUUCGACUGCUGUGGACAUCUGGAGCAUUGGUUGCAUCUUUGCUGAGAUGAUAACUCGCAGGGCCCUGUUUCCUGGCGACUCGGAGAUUGACCAGCUCUUUCGGAUUUUUCGGACCCUGGGGACACCCAGUGAAGCCACAUGGCCAGGAGUCACCCAGCUGCCUGAUUACAAGGGCAGUUUCCCCAAGUGGACCAGGAAGGGACUGGAGGAGAUCGUACCUAAUCUGGAGCCAGAGGGCAAGGACCUGCUCAUGCAACUCCUGCAGUACGACCCCAACCAGCGGAUCUCAGCCAAGGUGGCCCUCUCCCACCCGUACUUUUCCUCCGCCGAGUCCUCUCCAGCCCCAAGCCAGCAUAUGCUGGAGCGGUUUUUCCGUUGA
Messenger RNA from Chrysochloris asiatica (Cape golden mole), 998 nucleotides. It is a transcript of the gene CDK3, whose product is annotated as cyclin-dependent kinase 3. NCBI's taxonomy places the organism in Eukaryota, Metazoa, Chordata, Mammalia, Afrosoricida, Chrysochloridae. Gene Ontology annotation, biological process: signal transduction; regulation of G2/M transition of mitotic cell cycle; regulation of gene expression. Bases 15 to 998 code for a protein of 327 amino acids. The record is from RefSeq and is a predicted model, not a curated record. The transcript is spliced from 7 exons. Gene Ontology annotation, molecular function: ATP binding; cyclin-dependent protein serine/threonine kinase activity; cyclin binding. Gene Ontology annotation, cellular component: nucleus; cyclin-dependent protein kinase holoenzyme complex; cytoplasm.